Molecule: messenger RNA, 3251 nt
Organism: Drosophila eugracilis
Lineage: Eukaryota; Metazoa; Arthropoda; Insecta; Diptera; Drosophilidae
Exons: 2
Coding region: 794-3004 (736 amino acids)
Source: RefSeq, a predicted model, not a curated record
AUAAAAAUAUCAUUUACCAGCCUUGUUUCUUAUUCCAACGAUAUGGCAGGUCUGUCUGUCUGGAAAAAAUCUUAUUAUUAUUGGCCACCUGGCCAAAUUGGCUAACAUAACGAAAAGCGAAUCUGAUUUGAAUGGAAGUCGGAUCAGGCGGCAGCAGUUCGCUUUUUCGAAGCCAAGCAUUAGCAUAUUCGCUCGCCAAUUCUAACCGGCUAAUCAUCGCAAAAUCAUCGUAAAUUAACAGUGAAAAUUAUGUUUAUAGUGAAGUGAGAUAUUUUAUGUAUAUUCCCAGGGGAGAAAACUCAUAUCAAUAUCUCUGGGAAAAGAGUGAACUUGAGGCAAGGCCAGACUAAAGACUCUUGGUCUCUAUAGAAUUCGCAAGCGACAUGGCUGUGUGUCUGCUGCGAGCGUGGGCGAUUGAAGUGGCAGUUAUGGCCAUAAAUACAAAUAUGUACGUUCGCGUAAGCAGGUAUUGACUGUGAGUGUCGCUUAAUAAACAUGCUAGCAGAUAGCAGCAGCAGCAGCAGCAACAGUCGCAGCUGCCGAAUAGAUGUGCAAUAUUCAAGAGCUACGCUCCGGAUCCGUAGGUUGGACGCCGCUUGCCGGUGAUGUAAGCUCCGGUUCUGGACUGCCAGUUACCAAUUACCGCUUACUGCCGCCGUCUAACCGCCGUCUAACCAACUGUAGAAUGUAAAGCUUCUGCAGGUCGCGAAAAACUCGCCCACCCACCACAGCCAGCGUUUCAGGCGUCAUCAUUGCUGCACAGUGAUCACUGCGAAGUUCGAUCUUGCACGCGAUGCGAAACAGUCGAAAAACGUUCGACCGGGAAUGCCAUUCUUUCCAGCUGAAAUCGGCCAGGAUCAGCAUGCAGGAACUGACCAGGGUUUGCGAACUGAAUGGCAGUGCUGGCAAGGGUGAGUUAGUGCCAGUAGCGCCGGCCACCAACAAUUUGGACCAGUUACUCCCCAACAUAAAGCUGGAACAUGAUCCCGACCUGGAGUGCUGGCUACCCACACCAGAGCACUCACAACUCCGUUUGGAUCUGAACAGCACCCGGCUGCUGCUGCAGGGUUCCGACGACCCGCUGAUCUCGCAUGGCGCCACUAAUGACGUCCACGACGAGGACCAUCCCUUCAAGACGCUACUGGCGCGCAAAAGUGCCGGUCAUGAGACACCGCACAAUGGCACUUGCAGUCCCUUAACCAAGCAGCAGCUAAAGGCCAAUCUGCUGAUGGGCAGCCGAAGAGCAAACAGGCAGCCACCGCAAGAGCAGCCCAGCACUGCCUCACCACAAAAGACAGUUAGGUCGGUGCCAAGCCAAGGCCAAACCCGAACUCGAAAACGAGGCGAUGCGGGGGCCAUGAAGCUGCGUUUCCACCAUCAAGCUCUUCCUGCGGAGUAUGCCGCUCAUUACGAGGCCACUCAAGGACGUCAGCCACCAAGGCCGGUGUUACCACCGCCACCUCCGCCACCAACUCAAGCUCACGAGAACGUACGCAGUUGGCUGCGAAAGAUUGCCGAGAUUCAGCGUAGUGCCGAGCGCCAACAGCAGAAGCAACCACCAGCACCUCGUCCUGUGCCACCCACCUCACGAUCUUCACCCAUCGCAGCCACGUCGGUGGUGCCUGCCAAAAUUCCUGAGGUAACCACCACUUCGAAGCGUAACUCUCUGAAAUACGCCGACCUGCCUUACAUGGGUGAGAUCACGCUGGAUAACUACAAGCCACGUCGUGGCCGAAAGCCCAAAAAGGCGGACAUCUGCCAUCUGAUCUACAAAAACUAUGGCACCAUUGUUCCUGCAUCUGUGGCGGCGAUGCCCGUUAGUGCAGCUCCGCCGUCAUCAACUUCCACGAUUGCAGUGUCAUCCGAGGAGCCUCUGAAUCUCUGCCUGCGUGACCAGAGUGGCGAUCGCUACUCCAUCUCCAGCGGCGACAGUGAGAAACCCACAACGAGAACUACACCGACCACGACCACGACUACGACGGAUUGUUCCUCACACCGCACCACUCCACUUAGUUCUGGGAAGCCUUUGACUUUGGAGCUGGCCGGGAGCGAGGAUCAGCCCAUGUCAGCUGCCAAAUUGCUGCUUCAACCGGUUGGCCUAUACUACCAGCAGCUGGUAGAGUCAUGCAGCCUGGGCGGGAUGCCCGUACCCCUGGAGACAAUCGAAAAGGACAACCAGCUGUCCCUUAAGAUACCGAUUCCAAGCGGCUUCUUUGCCAAUGAGACCACGCCGCUGGCCAUGCGCAAGCGGAAACGGUCAGCGAUCUUCAUCCCGCCCAUGCCCUCCGAGCAUUCAUCAAGUCCCUCGAACGAGGUGAGCAUCUGCAAGUUUAAGUUCACCGGCGGGGCCAAACCCACGCUGCAGGAGAAGAAGAUGCUCUCUGUGGACGCGGAGGGAAACUAUCGGUAUUACAAUGGAACCGGGGACAAGACCAUGCGAGGAUACGAGUUCAUCUCGCGGGAUCAGCAACAACAAUUGCAGCAGCAGCAACCUCAGGGCCAGGAGAAGCUCUACGUGGAUAUACCACCACCAUCGACCGACCUCAGCCCUGAAUUGCUGCACAUAUCACCGGAAUCGCCCACGUCAACGCUACUCCUUCCUAGCACUAAUCAUAUGGUGACAGCAGCGGCGCCACACAGUCCAGUCUCUCAGUGCUCCAGCUCCCAGAGUCCAAUGCCCGGAACCGUGUGCCCCAGCCAGUCGCAGGGCAAAUCCCCGUCAGAGAGCGAACGAAAACGACGAUCCUCGCGGCGAUCAAAGCAACGAGAGAAGCUGGAGAAAACCUUCAAAGAGAAAGGCUUCCUUAUCCAAACCCAGCAGCUACAGUCCGCCGAAGGUGCCACGUACUGCAAGUUUAGGCAGCUAAAAAAGUUCACACGCUACCUGUUCCGCAAUUGGAAGGAUCACAUACCGGAAAGCGAUUUAGCCAAGCACCAGAGCGGCAGUCGAGAGAAUAUCCUGCCCAGUCAGGAGACCCAAGCUGCCGCCAACCAGGCUACGUAAGCCUUGCCAGAGGAAAUCCUGGAACAAGUCACACAAAGCACUGCCAAAGAUUUAAAUUUAAGAUCAGAUAAUGGCCGGUCAAGUACCGGUCGGCGUUGCCAGUUGAGGGUGGAGCAGAGCAACCCAUGCCGAUUCCGUCCAUGCGGGCUACCCAACAACACGAUCAAUGAUCCUCAGCCACGCUUCCUAGUCGUUCAUCAGUUUUUCUAGUGCAUAAUACAAUGUUAUUGUUAACAAAUAAACUCAA